AGUAUGUGAAGUGAAAUAGGGAUAAAUACGAAUUUAUUUUUAACCUGUAGUAGUAGAAGAGACUAUUCCAGAAUGAAAAUUUUGGUUUUUAAUCUUCUGUAAGGCUGGCUAUUGGAAUAUUACCUACGGGGUGAACUGUAAAGGCCUAAAGGGGCAUCGAACAAUGGCCUUUGGAUAGAUUGAUUAGUAAUUAAGUUUGCAAAAUAUUCUUUUGAUUAGUUGAUCAGAUAUCCAGAGAAAGUAUAAAAAUGGAGGUAGACACCACAGAGAAAGGGAAAGGAAGCGAGAGAUGGAGUUCCGCGAUCACAAAUUUAUCGGAGAUGGCAGCCAAUCUGGAUUCACUCCAGAAGCUGCUUGUCAAGAAAGCCGUUUAUGUCGAUGAUGAGACUUUUGCUAAAGCCUCCAUUAGCUCUGAGCAAGCUCGAACCAUCAAGGUACUUCUUCAUAUUAUUCUGCCAUAAUCAAUACACUUAAUUCUCGAAUUUCGGUCCUUCUUUUGCAGAGUUUGAUUCCUUAAUCUAUCUGGGGUUGCUUUAUUUUGGGGUUGUCUUUUUUGAGUUUUCCGAUUCAUUGUAUUAAUUACUAAUCUGGGAAUCGUCUGAAGAGGGAUUCACUUCGUUGGGAGUUGACUUACAUCAGAAAUUGAAGUAGAUAUACUAUUAAGCGGCUGAAUUUUGUUGUUUGGUGUAUUGUUUCAUGUCGUACCGAACCCGAUUCGUAUAGUCCCUCGUAUGUUUGUAGCUUCUGUUCCUGUUACGGUUAGAAUUCCAAAAAGGUUGAUCAUGAUGAUAUGAUUGGCUGAAAGGUUCUGAUUGUUCCAAGCAUUGUUAAGUUCGGCCUUUUAUGUCAGCAUUGUUUAGUUAUGAAUAUCUGUAUUCAAGUUUUGAAUGCGUGCUUUUAGCAUCAGUUCAUCAUUUGAAGCCGAUAAGAUGAAAAGUAUGGAAGGCAAAGAAUGUAAUUUGACUUGUGAAUGGAAAUUUUGGUCAUGCGUACACUAAGAAUUGUGUACCAAGUGUUGUGAUUUUGUUCCUUAUGAAAGUUUAUUUAGUUCUUAAAUCAAGGAUCCUUUUAGAGUUGAAACAAACAGCUCUUGGUGGGAAAGGUCAUAGAGGCAAAUGAUUUAGUUGUUCCUCAGUGUGGUGCUUUUUAAAAAAGGAUCCUUCUAAGUUUGGGAUUGCGCUUUAGUUGGAGGAAAAACUGAGCAAUUAAGGUCCAUUCGCUGCUUACUAUUCAGCAAAGGCCGUAUUAGUAACUGAGUAUUUUCAUAAAAAUUAAUGCAAUUAUAGACACAACAAAUACUUGAAAAGAGGAGUUGCAUAUAACUUUUUACUAUUACUCUACCCAAAUCGAAGAACUACAGUUCGUCACUAAUAUAUUAGUAUAAGCGAAACUGUAUUAUAUUUUAUGUGGUGGCUUAUGUGAUGUCCUAACUUGUUUUCUGAUGUUAGAUGAUGUAUACUAGAGAGACAAAUCCUAGCUGAGUAUUUUCACAAAAAUUAAUGCAAUUAUAGACACAACAAAUACUUGAAAAGAGGAGUUGCAUAUAACUUUUUACUAUUACUCUACCCAAAUCGAAGGACUACAGUUCUUCACUAAUAUAUUAGUAUAAGCUAAACUGUAUUAUAUGCGAAUUUUAUGUGGUGGCUUAUGUGAUGUCCUAACUUGUUUUCUGAUGUUAGAUGAUGUAUACUAGAGAGACAAAUCCUGAUGUUCCCUCCUCUGCCUGCAUUAAACCUUGUGAGUUUUGUUUUAUGAUAAAGGAAGAAGUUGAUCUUACUGAAAUUUAUUUUUUACUCCAGCUUCUUGAACAAAGAGUGGAAACCUUAGAACGGGAACUGGAUGCUGCUAUAUCUGCUGCGGCACGUGCACGUAAUGAAAAAAGGCAAGCUGAGGCUGCUCAGAAGGCUGCUGAACUCCGUUCACUUGAGGUUACAAAAGAGCUUGAGAACACGACAAAGGUAUUUGAACUGCACAUGGAGGAGUUGCGAGCUAAGCAAGAAGAGAUUUCUAAGCGAGACCAUGACAUUAAACUCCUAGAAGCCAUAAUUCAGACACUAGGCGGCCGCGAGUCGAGCUCUUGAAAAUUAAAAGAUCCUCUGUAUAACUCGAUUUAUUUGCUUGUCAAUAUCUUCUUUUACCCUGAGAAUGAGUCAAAAUAUCUGUAUCAUUCCCUUGUGGUUCACUUAGUCUUGUUCGUAGCUCUGAAGAUGUAUCCAUGGAGGUUACCAUACCUCACCUCCAUGUUCCAAAAACCACUCAUUUAUGUAUUCAUAUUCCAAUCCAACUUUAGCAAUAUAAGAAUGUAUAGUAAAUGAUUUUGACUGUCUAUUAUUUUUUAUAUAUUUUAAAGAUAUAAUUUUUAGUUUCA
This is a messenger RNA of Oldenlandia corymbosa var. corymbosa, 2368 nucleotides long. The record is from the annotation of a GenBank genome assembly. Lineage: Eukaryota; Viridiplantae; Streptophyta; Magnoliopsida; Gentianales; Rubiaceae.